This is a messenger RNA of Colletotrichum godetiae, 1266 nucleotides long. RefSeq lists its product as uncharacterized. Bases 1 to 1266 code for a protein of 421 amino acids. The record is from RefSeq and is a predicted model, not a curated record. The transcript has 3 exons. Gene Ontology annotation, molecular function: electron-transferring-flavoprotein dehydrogenase activity; flavin adenine dinucleotide binding. Lineage: Eukaryota; Fungi; Ascomycota; Sordariomycetes; Glomerellales; Glomerellaceae. Gene Ontology annotation, cellular component: cytoplasm.
AUGGGCUCUCUUCCUGGUGCUAUCCCUCCCUUCAAGGUCUUCGUCAUCGGAGGUCUCUCCUACGCCGGUGUCUCUACCACCUUGAACCUGCUUGACCUGAGCAGCGGCAAGUCGCCUCGUCUCGCUCACGUUCCCUACGAGCACCACCCAGACUUCAAGAACGUGCCCGUCGAGAUCACCCUCGUCGACGAGCGUGAUGGCUUCUUCCACCUGAUCGGCUCCCCCCUCGCCUUCGCCGACUCCAACUACGCAGCAAAGUCCUGGGUCAAGUUCGAGGACAUCGCCUCCCUCCAGCGCCCCAACGUCCGCUUCGUCCAAGGUUCCGUCUCCAAGGUCGACCCGGCCACCAAGACGGCCACCGUCCUCGACCACGCCACCAAGCAGCCCCAAGACUUUUCCUACGACUUCCUCGUCGCCGCCUCGGGCCUCCGCCGCGUCUUCCCCGUCGUGCCCCAGUCCCUCACCCGCAAGCAGUACCUCCUCGAGGCCGAGGAGCAGAUCCAGGCCGUCCGCAACGCCCCCGACGGCGUCGUCGUCGUCGGUGGCGGCGCCGUGGGCAUCGAGAUGGCGGCCGAGCUCAAGCUCGUCGAGCCCGACUCCAAGGUCACGCUUGUCCACUCCCGCGACAAGCUCCUCUCCUCCGAGGGCCUGUCGGACGAGUGCAAGGACAAGGCCCUCGAGCUCACAAAGGAAGCCGGCGUCAACGUCCUCCUGAACCACCGCGUCAAGGAGACGCGCAAGCUCGAACCGUUGGCAAACGGCCGCGCCCGCCACGAGAUCGAGUUCACAAACGGCGACAAGCUCGUCGCGUCCGAGGUCGUCAUGGCCAUCUCCCGCAGCGUGCCCUCGACAGACUACUUCCCCGCCGCCGCAAAGGACGAUGAGGGGUACGUCAAGAUCCACGCCAACAUGGUGCUCAAGGGCGACGUCCCCAACGCGGAAGACCACAUCGCCGUGGGCGAUAUCUGCUUGUGGCCCGGCAUCAAGCGGUGCGGCACGGCGAUGCACAUGGGUCACUACGCCGCCAUCAACGCCCACCAGCUCAUGCUGGCCAAGCUCACGUCGCAGGCGCACAAGCCCACGUUCUCGGAGCUCGGCCCCGUCGAGCCCAUGAUCGGUUUGGCGAUUGGCAAGAAGGCCGUCGCCAGCGGGCCCGUUGUGGGGACUACGUGGGGUGAGGAUGUCAUGCACGCGUACUUUAGAGACGACCUCGGCUUUACCAUCUGCUGGAACCACCUUGGUCUCGGAAAGGCCCCCGACUCUUGA